Molecule: messenger RNA, 2379 nt
Organism: Arvicanthis niloticus (Nile rat)
Lineage: Eukaryota; Metazoa; Chordata; Mammalia; Rodentia; Muridae
Product: protein PPP4R3C1-like
Biological process (GO): protein dephosphorylation; DNA damage response
Cellular component (GO): protein phosphatase 4 complex; nucleoplasm
Molecular function (GO): protein phosphatase activator activity
Source: RefSeq, a predicted model, not a curated record
AGCAAGGCAAAGCCAGAAAUCAUUAUGGAUGGCAAACUAAAUAGAGUAAAAGUCUAUAUUAUGGUGGAAGAUGAGCAAUGGAAAGACAUGGGAGCAGGACAAAUUUCAUCCAAAUACAUUGAAAGGCUCCAAGGUGUAUGCCUGCUUGUUCACUCAGAAUCAGAUGACUCACUGAUUAUGGAGUGCAAAAUACAUCCUAACGUGCCCUACCACAAACAACAAGGGGAGGUAAUCAUUUGGUCUGAAGCUAAGAAGCACGGUAUGGCAAUACAUUUCCAGGAACCAAAUGAUUGUCAAGAGAUUUGGAAAGAUAUCUGCCAGGUUCAAGGUAAAGAUCCAAGUGUAGAAAUAACACAAGAACUUACUGAUGAUCUGGAAACUUUUGAAGAUCUGCUGCCAAUCUGGAAUUUGAUUCAGAUACCAAACUGUGAACUUCAUACCCUUGAAAAUAUUGCAGAUUUAUUUACUUUUGUCCAUGAAACACCAAGCCGCAAGGAAAGGCUGGCACUGGUAUUGGAAAAAGGAGGUUACCUUAAAAAAUUGCUACAGCUUUUUAACACUUGCGAAAAACUGAAGAACAUGGAAGGCUUACACUAUUUAAAUAACAUCAUUAAAGGAAUACUGUUUCUAGAUGAUUCACGUUUGUUUAAAAUCAUGUUUUCUGAUGAAUUUUUCAUGGAUAUGGUAGGAUGCCUUGAAUAUGACCCUGCUUUGGAUCAGCCAAAGCAGUACAGGGAAUUCUUGACUCAAAAUGCCAAAUUAAAGGAAAUUAUGCCAAUAACACACUCCCAACUUAGGCAAACAAUACAACAGACUUACAGAAUGCAAUAUGUUCAUGAUAUUGUAUUGCCCACAUCUUCCGUAUUUGAAACAAAUCUUUCUGAUCUUACCACUAUGAUUUUCUUCAACAAAGUUGAAAUAAUUACCAUGCUGCAGGAUGAUAAAAAUUUUUUGCUUGAAGUUCUUGCUCAGUUAAAAGAUAAUAGUUCAAGUGAUGAGAGGCGGCAUGAAUUGUUAUUAUUCUUCAAGGAAUUCUGUUCAUUUGCUAAGAUAUUGGAGAAUCAAGAGAAAGAUGAAUUACUGAAAACAUUAAUAAAACUAGGAAUCAUGAGUUCUCUGAAAGUUGCAUUACAUGUGCAUGAUUACCAAAUACAAGUAGCUGCUCUCGAUAUAUUUCCUUAUCUAGUAGAAUAUAAUCCAUGCCUUGUCCGAGAGUAUCUACUGAAUGAAGCUCAGGACAGUGAAGAUAAUGAUGACCUUCUCAUUAAUAUAAUGAUCAAACAAAUGAUCUGUGUUUCUGAUCCUGAAUUUUCACAUGGAAUCAUUUUAACAGCAGUUUUUCGUACCCUUCUUGAUCCAGAAAAUAUGCGUGCCAAUGGAUGUGAAAAAAAGGAAUUUCUCACCUUCUUCUAUACACAUUGCAUGAGUAGCCUCGUAGCACCAAUUUUGUCCACCACAGUAGAAAAUGACAAUGAUAAUAGGGCUAACAUCUGUCCUGAUAGUUAUCAAAAUGCACAAUUGCUUGAAGUAGUUUUAGAAAUACUUACUUUUUGUGUACAAUACCACUCAACAUUUAUAAAGAAUUAUAUUUUGAGUAACAACUUGCUCAGCAGAAUCUUGGUGCUGAUGAGGUCAAAGCACACAUUUCUGAUUUUGUGUGCAGUCCAGUUUAUGAGAAAGAUAAUUGGUCUUAAAGAUGAAAUUUACAAUAUUUACAUAAUUAAGAAAAACCUGUUUGAACCAGUUGUAAAUGCUUUUAUGCAUAAUGGUCAUCGGUAUAAUAUGUUAAAUUCAACUAUUAUUGAGCUAUUUGAAUUUAUAAGAAAAGAAAACAUCAAGUCUCUUAUUGCAAACAUUGUCGAAAACUUUUUUACUGCUUUUGAAUCAAUUGAAUAUGUCCAGACAUUUAAAGGGUUAAAAACUAAAUAUGAAGAUGAGAAGAAGAGAGAAUGUCGAGUAAGAAGAAAUUUACAUAAUAUAAUAUACCAGAAAAUAUAUAGCAGACAUACCAAAGUUAAGGAGGUAAAAGUCAAAGCAGAUAUAUGUUGUAGAGGAAUCACAAAAGAAGUGGCUAUUCUACCAAAGGGAAGAGACUGUCCAAGUCAUUAUGACAUAAUUAUGAAAUUUAAAGAGAGAAAUGAGAGUGAAAAUGUAAUAGAACGUCGAAAAAGAAAAUCAUCUGAAGGUUUUAAAUGUUGUCCAUCUCAUGGUGAUGCUUCUGCUAACAGAAUGGGUAGGUCACACUGUAGCAGUCUUGUUCCCUUAGUGGAUUACCCAUAUGAUACUGAUGGAGAGAGUGAUGAUGAUUCUUACAGUAAUGAUAAAGAGGAAGAUGAAGAUGAAGAACCCCUGAAAAAAAGACCUAAUCUUAGUUCAUAA